Meloidogyne enterolobii is the source of this 1018-nucleotide messenger RNA. Lineage: Eukaryota; Metazoa; Nematoda; Chromadorea; Rhabditida; Meloidogynidae. The record is from the annotation of a GenBank genome assembly.
UGAGGAUUUGCUCAAUACAAUGCUUUCUCCUGUCAAGCUCAUCGAUUCUGAGCAGCAGAGGCCUGAUGAUAUUGUCUCUAUAAUUAAUUCUGUAUUUAACAAUCGAAAAACUUUUUCAUGCCCAAAAAUUAAAGCAGAUUUAGUAACGGGUACAUCAACUUCAAAUCUUUCCCCAGAAGAUAUUGGUAUAAUUUCAGCUAUGGGGGACUCCUUGGCGACUGGGAUUGGCCUCUGGCCGAGGGCGGAUAUUGAAUUCCGUGGUGCCGCUUUCCCCAUUGGAGGAGACGCUACUAUUGAUGGAUUAGUCACCGUUCCAAAUAUUCUCCGUGAGUUUGUCCCUUCCAAUCACCUGCUUGGUGUUUCACACGGAAUGGGCCUUCGUGAUCAAUUACCUGAAAAUCAAUUAAAUGUUGCUAUGGCUGAAGCUGGAAGUAAAUUUAUGCCUUCACAAGCUACAGAACUAGUGAGGAGGAUAAAGCAAUUAAAGGAUGUCGAUACUCGAAAUACCUGGACUUUGGUGAUAAUUACAAUUGGAACGGAAGAGAUUUGUAAUAAUUGUACCGGACCUGAUACUGGAGCGCUUAUCAAAGCAAUGGACAUUCUCAACCGUGGAAUCCCCAAGGCUUUUAUUGUUCUCGUCGGACCGAUACAUAUUAGCUCUUCAUUUCAACAACAGGAGAACCUAAUGAAAACUCGAUGUCCUUGUUCUCGACAACAACCUGAUGGAUUUAUGCAAUCUUUAAGUACUAAAUGGGCUAACUCUUUUGCUACAGUUCAAUCUCAUGUUCAAAACGUUAAAAGGAAAACAUUUAGCGCAUUGACACUUCCAUUUCUGACUCUACACUCUCGAUAUCCAUAUUCACUAUUUAUACCGAAUAAGCCACUCUUAAAUCGGCGGGGACACAAUUAUGCUGCAAAAUGGCUUUGGAAUCGUCUCAUUAGUGGACCAAAUUAUAACUUCUCUAAGGCUGUGCUUUCACAGGAUGCUUAUUUCUGUCCAUCAUUGGUUAGAUUUUAA